AUUGACGCGAUUCGUCGUCAGUCCCUCUGCUUUCACGCCCUUUGUGGCCUCCCUGCGUCCGCGAAAUCCCUCUCUGUGGUAUCGCAACCGUGGUCGAUCGAUUCCUGCAAGCCACCCAUAUCCUCUCUGCUCUGCAAGCCGGAUUCGGAAGCAGUAUUUGGGUGGAGGUCCACAUUCAGGCGGCCUUAUUUGAGCUCUGCCUUGGAUCAGGUUGGCGGAGCGAGGUCGGAGCUUCGGUGGUUGGGUGCAGGUUGUCGCUGCCCCGUGAGUGGAGAUGGCGGCCUCUCUGUUAUCCAGAAAGACUAUGUGCGUGGGAACGGAGGCGUGCGUCGUCGCUAAGAGGAUUGUGGGUGCAAGAACGUGCAAUGCGGUGUCGUUGGGGUCGUCUUUCAAUGUGACGACGAAGGUGAGAAGACUCGGGUUGGGUGGGUUGGAGCCGGCGCGUCGUCUGCCGGAGCGGAGGGGCGGAGUGGUGCGGAAUGUGGCAGCGCCGCCGACGUUGGUGCCAGAGCCGGAGACGCCUGAGGUAGCAGAGGAGGAGCAAGAAUUCAACCCGGCAAGGAAACCCCCCUUCACAUUGAGCGACAUCCGGGCUGCCAUUCCGAAGCAUUGCUGGGAAAAGAACACGUGGAAGUCGAUGAGCUACGUUGCGCGCGAUGUAGCGAUUGUGUUUGCUUUGGCGGCUGGCGCUGCAGCUUUGAACAGCUGGUUUGUUUGGCCGUUGUACUGGCUGGCACAAGGAACCAUGUUCUGGGCUCUCUUCGUGCUGGGUCACGACUGUGGUCAUGGCAGCUUCUCCAACAACAAGGUGCUGAACAGUCUGAUCGGUCACCUAACGCACUCGUCCAUUCUUGUUCCAUACCAUGGGUGGCGCAUUAGCCACAGGACUCACCACCAGAACCACGGGCACGUGGAGAACGACGAGUCAUGGCAUCCUCUGACGAAAAGCCAGUAUGACAAUAUGGACUUUUGGGCGAAGGUUGGGCGAUUGAAAUUCCCCUGGGCAAUGUUUGCGUAUCCAUUCUACCUGUGGACAAGGAGUCCCGGAAAGAAUGGAUCGCACUACAACCCUAAAAGUGACCUAUUCGUGCCGAGCGAGGCGAAGGAUGUGAUCACGUCCACCACAUGCUGGACAGCAAUGCUUGCAGGUCUUGUGGCUCUGAGCUUUGCCGUCGGACCCAUGUGGGUGUUGAAACUGUACGUGGUGCCGUACUGGGUGAACGUGGUGUGGCUAGAUGCUGUGACAUACUUGCACCACCACGGAUACGACAAGAAGGUGCCGUGGUACCGUGGAACGGAGUGGAACUACAUGCGUGGGGGGCUGUGUACAAUUGACAGGGAUUAUGGAAUCUUUAACAACAUCCAUCACGACAUUGGUACCCAUGUGGUGCACCACUUGUUUCCUCAGAUUCCUCACUACCAUCUGAUCGAAGCGACUGAAGCGGUCAAGCCUGUGUUGGGAGAGUACUACAGAGAACCAAAGAAGUCAGGACCACUUCCAUUGCAUUUAAUGGAACCUCUUCUGAAGAGUUUGAAGGAGGAUCACUACGUUGCCGAUACGGGCGAUAUUGUUCACUACCAGACAGAUCCCAACUUCUAAGAAAUUGUAAUAUUUAGCCGAGGUCUUCCCGGAAGAAAGGCGGGUUGAAGGAUCAAAUCAAGCUCUAACGGUGUAUAUGCGAGACGAAACCGGAAUUGGUAAUGUUGAUGCAAAUAGGUCAAGAACCUUCACUACUCACUUUGUCAUUUUAUUAAACCAUUGGAUCAUUUUUGUGCGUAAAUCCUGUAGUGGUUUGAGGGUGGCUGGUUCAUCCAAGGAGGAAGUUUUUUUUUUUUUUUUUUUUUUUUUUUUUUCCUUUCAUGGGUUCAGUAUCCAAAAACUGUUGGAGCUCUCAUUCUUUAUCCUGAUGGGAAACAUUGAUAACUCCGUGUACUAAAUUUUUAGUGUAAAACAGCAGUGACUCUUACACUUUCCAAAACAACUCUCAUUAAUAUUAGAAGCUGGGAAAGUUGCGAUGACUGCAAAUGUGCCAAAAAGGCCAGUAACAAAGCCUCUUAUCAAUCGAAAAGGACCAGAUUUUUCACACAA
This is a messenger RNA of Physcomitrium patens, 2089 nucleotides long. RefSeq names its product omega-3 fatty acid desaturase, chloroplastic. The record is from RefSeq and is a predicted model, not a curated record. Gene Ontology annotation, molecular function: oxidoreductase activity, acting on paired donors, with oxidation of a pair of donors resulting in the reduction of molecular oxygen to two molecules of water. NCBI's taxonomy places the organism in Eukaryota, Viridiplantae, Streptophyta, Bryopsida, Funariales, Funariaceae. Gene Ontology annotation, biological process: lipid metabolic process.